Laetiporus sulphureus 93-53 is the source of this 396-nucleotide messenger RNA. Its product is annotated as dUTPase-like protein. The record is from RefSeq and is a predicted model, not a curated record. Gene Ontology annotation, molecular function: magnesium ion binding; dUTP diphosphatase activity. Lineage: Eukaryota; Fungi; Basidiomycota; Agaricomycetes; Polyporales; Laetiporaceae. The transcript has a single exon. Gene Ontology annotation, biological process: dUMP biosynthetic process; dUTP catabolic process. Bases 1 to 396 code for a protein of 131 amino acids.
AUGUCCGACCAUCCAGAUGAGUUCUUCCUAUAUUAUAAGAUGACAGAUCUCGCCAAAUCAUCGAAAAAAUCCUCAAAUGAAGCAGCAGGAUGGGAUAUUUAUGCAGCAGAAAUGCAUGAAAUCCCCCUGCAUUCACGAGCUGUGGUAGGAACGGGAGUCGUGAUUGACCCUCCCAAACAUACCUAUACACGAAUAGCUCCAUGCAGCAGACUGGCUGCACGAGGAAUUGAUGUGGGGGCAGGAGUCGUCGAUCCAAAUUACACUGGGGAACUCAAAGUCGUACUAAUCAACACAACAGAUUUCAUAUUUUCGGUCAAGCCAGGAGAUAGAAUAGCCCAAAUAAUCUUCGAGUAUUAUGCAGAAGGGCUUCCCUCCCAAAGCUACCAACCGUUGUGA